GUUCCUGUCUGACUGUAACACCGCCCCCACCCCUCCCUAAAACAAGCGCACCCAGCGUCAGAGCGUGACGCGGAAGUAGCUGCGUCGUCAAAGACCGAACGUCGCUCCGGUCACUGCUCGAUCAGGAGCUCGGGCUCAGAGACGAUGGUGCAGAGCAGCAGUGGGCCGACGUUCACUCCUCUGGUGGUGGUGGAGCUGACGUCCGACGCCAAGAGAGAAGCAGUCGAAUGGCUCCUGAGCAGGAUAAGAGACCAACAACAGGCUGGAGGUGCGGAGCUGCUGGUGGAGCAGCUGGCCCCUGCUGUCGGGGCUCAGGAGAAGGAAAACCCCAACGUGUUCGUGGUGGGAGCCUCCAGACAGAGGCUGCUCUCUGGAGCGGAGGAAGUUGGCCUCUUCAAGGAGUUCAGCGACGGGUCCAUGAGAACGUUCACCUGCAGCAACAAGCACAACUUCAGAGACUUUGAAGGCGAUGGCGACAGCUUCCUCAGCAUGGCCGAGUGUCAGUUCAUCAUCAAGCACGAGCUGGACACGUUAAGAGCCAAAGAUGAAACUCAUGUGCCGGGAUACGCUCAGGUCAAACUCUACCCCGGGAAAUCUAUUGUCCGCAGGCUGCAGUCCAAAGGAAUCCUGAUCCAGAUGUUUCCUCUCCAUGAGAAGGAGGAACUCAAGAGACUCUCGUUCUCCUGGUACAAACGAGUCAAGUUGUCUUUUCAGCCUCUCGACGACAUCCGACACUACUACGGCGAGGGCCUGGCCUUCUACUUCGGCUUCCUGGAGUACUUCACCUUCGCCCUGGCGCCCAUGGCCCUCAUCGGAGUACCCUACUACCUGUUUGACUGGGAGGACUAUGACAAAUACGUGCUCUUUGCCGUGUUUAACUUGAUCUGGUGCACUGUUAUUCUGGAGUUCUGGAAGAGGUGCAGUGCGUCGCUAGCUUACCGCUGGGGCACGCUGAGCAGGAAGAAGGCCUUCGAAGAACCUCGGCCCGGUUUCCACGGCGUCCUUGGCUUCAAUCCUGUGACGGGCCGCGAGGAGCCUCUCUACCCCAACGCCAAGAGGCAUCUGCGUAUCUACCUGGUGUCGCUGCCCUUCGUCCUGCUCUGCCUCUACCUGUCGCUCUACGUCAUGAUGGUCUACUUCCAGAUGGAGGGCUGGGCGCUGAACGUCCACGACGAGGAGCCCACGUUCUGGACCGGAGUACUGCUGUUCAUCCCUAGUGUCAUCUACGCCGUGGUCAUCGAGGUCAUGAACCUCAUCUACAGAUAUGCUGCUGAGUUCCUCACAGAGUGGGAGAAUCACAGACUUGAGUCUUCGUAUCAGAAUCACCUGGUCCUCAAAGUUUUAGUCUUCAACUUCUUCAACUGCUUCGCCUCGCUGUUCUACAUCGCCUUCGCCAUGCAGGACAUGGUGCUGCUCCGACAGAGUCUGGCCACCCUGCUGAUCACCAGUCAGAUCUUGAAUCAGUUCAUGGAGGCCUUCCUGCCCUACUGGCUCCAGAGGAGACGCAACAAGAAGAUGAUCCACAAAGUCCAGAGGAGAAGAACUCUGGAGGACAGAGAGUUUCCUCUGGCCGAGCAGGUUCGGCUGGAGGCAGAAAUGAGCACCUACCUGGGAACGUUCGAUGACUACCUGGAACAGUUCCUUCUGUUCGGGUACGUCAGCCUGUUCUCCUGCGUCUACCCUCUGGCUGCCGUCCUGGUGCUGCUGAACAAUGUCACGGAGGUUUACUCCGACGCCUUCAAGAUGUGUCGCGUGUUCAAACGACCCUUCUCCGACCCGGCGGCGAACAUCGGCGUCUGGCAGCUCGCCUUCGAGGCCAUGAGCGUCAUCGCCGUGGUUACCAACUUUGCACUGAUCGGCUUGUCUCCACAAGUCAAGGCCUAUUUCCCCGAGUCGGACACACAACUCAUUCUGUGGACUGUGGCUAUCGAGCACGGACUUCUGGCCUUCAAGUUCAUCCUCACCUUCCUCAUCCCAGACGUCCCCAAACACAUCCAGAUCAAACUGUCCCGUCUGGAGUUCCAAUCCCUCGAGGCCCUGAAGAAAAAGAAAAUGCUGGAGGCCUCGGAGCUCCGGACGGUGGAGCAGUGAGGAGGAGGAGGAGGAGGAGGAGGCGAGGAAGAGGAGGAGGGGCGGACGCUUCACUCAGCUUUAACACGUCGUCAUACUGUUGUUUACACACACACGCACACACACUUAUACAUUAUGAUUUUCAUGCAUCACUGGGGUCUGUGGUGACAACAGGAAAAACUGUGGUUUAAUAUUCAAAGAGAUACAAGCAGGUGAUCAAAUCACAGAGGAAUGCUGAUAAUGACAUAAUAUUUUGUUGCAAAAGUAUUGAUUUAAGAUCCAAGAUCUUAAUUGAAGGUAGUUUUCUGUUGUAUGUUCUGUUCUUCACUCCAUGUACAGUAAUAAUAAUAACUCCUGACUAAUAACCUGCUGGCUUACAUGACAGUUUGAUUUUGCUCAGUAUCACAGCUGCUGCUGCUUCUUGAAUGGCCAUAAAGAUUUGAAUGUCAUAACCAACACUAUAUUUUAUUGUAUCGACUGUAUAAAUGCAGACAGAACUAGAAUUUCAAAACUGUUCCUCCACCACGGUCCAACAGUUCAAUUUCAGUUCAAUUAAGCCUCAGAGAUCAGUCCCCAAAAAAUCAAGAUCGGCAAAAAUCAAAAUGCUAUAAAUGUAAUAAUGUAAUGUAGAGCUGCAACUAACGAUUAUUGUCUCCAUUAAUCGAUUAUUUGUUUGGUUCAUAAAAUGUGGAUCGUGUUUCCCAAA
Molecule: messenger RNA, 2776 nt
Organism: Scophthalmus maximus (turbot)
Lineage: Eukaryota; Metazoa; Chordata; Actinopteri; Pleuronectiformes; Scophthalmidae
Gene: ano10a
Product: anoctamin 10a
Exons: 14
Coding region: 145-2091 (648 amino acids)
Biological process (GO): chloride transmembrane transport
Cellular component (GO): plasma membrane
Molecular function (GO): chloride channel activity
Source: RefSeq, a predicted model, not a curated record